AUGUUUGCCGUGUUUGCAGCCGUUGCUGGGCAGCCGCCAUCGUCAACACCCCCCAAACACGACAUCACCACUGCACGUUUGGACUCCGCCGAGACCACAACCCCGCGUCGCAACCAUGUCCGGCCGUCGACACCCAACAGCUCGCCGCUCAAGCCAAAGGAGACGCCAACGACGCCCUCACAAGCCAACCUGCGACAGUCAACAACAAGCAAUGCAUCGCAAAACCCCCCCUCGUGGCUGAACACGCGAGGCACCACGAACACGGCAGAUGUGCCCGCUUCGCCCUCACGGAACAUCCCUUCGCCCACGCGCAACUCCUCUUCCUCGACCAUAGCCACCGUCCGGCCGCUGAGCACAGCAUCGCUGGCUGCGAAAUUCGACGGCGGACGAGACAGCAUCACCCCGCCACUGGUGGAGAGGUCGUCGUCGUACGAAAGGCUGGUGUCGGAGAAGCUGGCGCCCGUUGAAAGAGCGUCGUCGUACCAGGGCAUCGUACCCGAAAAGCUUGCACCCGUCGAGAAGUUCACCCCUUACGAGAGGCCGGUAGAGAGACCAGCACCAUUAGCAACACGUCCGGCGCCCUUGACACGGACAGUCACUAGUGAUGCGCUGUCGAGAGUUCCCCCGCCGCUUCUACACAGCAUGCGCGAGUGUUUCAGUGUCAUGGACCGCGAUAACGAUGGACAUGUUAACUCGGCGGAUGUUGCCGACAUGCUGUCGCAGCUCGGACUCUCUGCUACGCCGUCGACACUUGCAUCAUACUUCAACGGCGCGCAAUCAAUCAAUCUCGCCACCUUCUUGAACACACUGUCAGACCUACUCAGUGGCCUAUCGCGUUCGAGCGAGCUGAGUGCAGCAUUCGAAGCUUUCGACGAUGGAGACGACGGCCAGAUCGAUCUCGCCGAACUGAAGGACGCCCUACUACAUACUGCACCAGAGCCUGGAGAGCGCAAACUGACGGAGCGCGAAAUCGACAUGGUCGUCGAAGGCUUCAGUGGACGGAGAGCGUUCGGCAAAGGCGGCAAGGGGCUAGGCAGAGGCGAAGUGUUCCGAUACCAGGAGUUCAUGGCAAGUCUCACCGGAGGAAGCGGAGGCGAGAAUGGCGAGGAUGCUUCAGCGCCAGCGUAA
Messenger RNA from Parastagonospora nodorum SN15, 1128 nucleotides. RefSeq lists its product as hypothetical. NCBI's taxonomy places the organism in Eukaryota, Fungi, Ascomycota, Dothideomycetes, Pleosporales, Phaeosphaeriaceae. Gene Ontology annotation, molecular function: cytoskeletal motor regulator activity; myosin heavy chain binding; calcium ion binding. Gene Ontology annotation, cellular component: myosin II complex; cytoplasm. The transcript has 2 exons. The coding region runs from base 1 to 1128 and encodes 375 amino acids. The record is from RefSeq and is a predicted model, not a curated record. Gene Ontology annotation, biological process: mitotic cytokinesis; actomyosin structure organization.